AUGGAACAGAGCCAUCUCUAUCUGCACAAAUUCUACGCCCAGAUCAGCCCAAGGCCCCUCCUAGUCAGCACCGCUGGCCUACAUCAUUCGCACUCCGGCAGACCGGCGGCAACGCAACAACAACCCGAGCACAUUGACGAGCUGGUGGCUCUGGAACUGCAGCACCUGAAGACGCACUACGCCGACGAGGAGCAACGAUAUGUGGACCAGAUGCUGCUCGCGAAUCCCAUUGUGGUGGAGCGACGGGCACAGCCCAAACCGGAAACUGCAAUAUCCCCGACAGAGGCAGCCAGACCAGUGCCAGUACCAACACCUCCUUCGCCCGCACCUGCACCCGCACCCGCACCCGCACCAUCAUCCGCAAUGCCCAGCAGUCGCCACGACACCCAGCGUCAGAGAGCCGAGUCCUGCCGCAAGUCGCGCUACAACAACAAAAUCAAGAAGGCCAAACUGCGCUUCCGUCACAAGUUCGUCAGCAGCCAGCUAACCGAGAGCGUCGGCGUGCUGGACCACAUGCGGGAGGUGAUUGCUCAGGCGGAGGCGCAGCUGCUGGCGCGAGGCUUCAAUCUGGGUGCCCUGGAACGCAUGCGCAGGAAUUUUGGCGUGGAUCGGUGCAUGACAACGGCCAUGGAACAGUGA
Messenger RNA from Drosophila obscura, 639 nucleotides. Its product is annotated as protein sisterless A. The transcript has a single exon. NCBI's taxonomy places the organism in Eukaryota, Metazoa, Arthropoda, Insecta, Diptera, Drosophilidae. The record is from RefSeq and is a predicted model, not a curated record. The coding region runs from base 1 to 639 and encodes 212 amino acids.